GAGCCUUUGCUUUCUUUCAGAUAUCGUCAGUAUGGGCAAAGGGGAUCCUAAAAAGCCAAGAGGCAAAAUGUCCUCAUAUGCCUACUUUGUGCAGACUUGCCGGGAAGAGCACAAGAAGAAACAUCCAGAUGCUUCUGUGAAUUUUUCAGAGUUCUCAAAAAAAUGUUCAGAAAGGUGGAAGACUAUGUCUGCUAAAGAGAAGGGAAAGUUUGAAGAUAUGGCAAAAGCUGACAAGGUUCGUUAUGAAAGGGAAAUGAAAACUUAUAUACCACCUAAAGGAGAAUCAAAAAAGAAGUUCAAGGACCCAAAUGCGCCAAAGAGGCCUCCCUCAGCAUUUUUCUUGUUCUGCUCUGAGUUUCGUCCAAAAAUCAAAGGAGAACAUCCUGGUCUUUCUAUUGGGGAUGUUGCAAAGAAACUUGGGGAGAUGUGGAAUAAUACUUCUUCAGAUGAUAAGCAACCCUAUGAAAGGAAGGCUUCUAAACUGAAGGAGAAGUAUGAAAAGGAUGUUGCUGCCUACAGGGCUAAAGGAAAGCCUGAUGUAGCAAAAAAGAUAGCUCCUAAGCCUGAGAAGAGCAAGAAGAAGAAGGAAGAAGAUGAUGAUGAUGAUGAAGAUGACGAGGAAGAUGAAGAGGAUGAAGAAGAGGAGGAGGAGGAAGAAGAAGAGGAUGAUGAAUGAGCCUCUUCUAGAGCAGAUUUUCUUGUCUAUAAAAGAAUAUAACCCCCCUGUACACAACUCACUCCUUUUAAAGAAAAAAAUGAAACAUAAGGCUGUGUAAGAUUUGUUUUUAAACUGUACAGUGUCUUUUCUUUUUCUUUUUGUAUAGUCAACCCACUACCAAAUGUGUCUCUAGGUAGCCCUGUCCUAUUAGUGGUAUCUCAAUGGCCACUAACCUUGCCUAGUACAAUAUGGGGGUUGUAAAUUGGCAUGGAAGUUUAAAGCAGGUUUCUUGUUGGUGCACAGCACAAAUUAGUUAUACCAUGCGGAUGUAGUUCAUCUUCAGUUGUUUCUGCAUCAUAAAAAUAAUAGCUGUUCUGUUCUCUAAAUACCACUCUGUAAUUGCAAAACAAAAAAAAGUUGUAGCUGUUGACGUUCUGAUUGCUUUCAAGUAAAUGCAAUUUUUUAUUA
Messenger RNA from Euleptes europaea (tarantolino), 1126 nucleotides. RefSeq names its product high mobility group box 1 (gene HMGB1). The record is from RefSeq and is a predicted model, not a curated record. Gene Ontology annotation, biological process: regulation of transcription by RNA polymerase II. Gene Ontology annotation, molecular function: DNA binding, bending. The transcript is spliced from 4 exons. NCBI's taxonomy places the organism in Eukaryota, Metazoa, Chordata, Lepidosauria, Squamata, Sphaerodactylidae. The coding region runs from base 32 to 676 and encodes 214 amino acids. Gene Ontology annotation, cellular component: nucleus.